AUGGUUAUGAUUAAAGUUCCGCAUGUCGCUCCAAGUGAAUCCCUUCCCGAGAGACCUGGAGAGCCACAUUAUCUAUCUAUCUAUGAUUUCCACUUGAAAAAGGAGCAAUGUAAGUUUGGUGCAACCUGCAAAUUUCAUCACCCGAAAGAUAUCCUGAUACCAUCAGCCGAGCAAGAGAAUACAAUUGGAGAAACUGGGACAACAAUUCAGCAGGAGGGAACUAAAUUUUCUGUGAAGCCUCUUGUUUCAUUCAGCCCUGCACUAUCAUUUAACUCCAAGGGUCUUCCCGUAAGACCGGUAAGGACGAAGCAACACGGUGAACCCGAUUGUCCAUUCUAUUUCUACCUAAUUGGAAGUUGCAAGUAUGGGGCCACUUGGGCACGACUUAAGAGAACAGAAAAGGGCACUAUGGGACGAUCUUGUUGCUGCCUCCACAACGCACUCAGCACCGUAGGCAAUACCCUCUUUGGUGAGGAGAAGGCCACGCGAAGAAGUUUGUAA
Messenger RNA from Prunus armeniaca (apricot), 501 nucleotides. NCBI's taxonomy places the organism in Eukaryota, Viridiplantae, Streptophyta, Magnoliopsida, Rosales, Rosaceae. The record is from the annotation of a GenBank genome assembly.